Messenger RNA from Tribolium madens (black flour beetle), 1367 nucleotides. RefSeq names its product probable G-protein coupled receptor B0563.6. The coding region runs from base 189 to 1367 and encodes 392 amino acids. The record is from RefSeq and is a predicted model, not a curated record. Gene Ontology annotation, molecular function: G protein-coupled receptor activity. The transcript is spliced from 4 exons. Gene Ontology annotation, cellular component: membrane. Lineage: Eukaryota; Metazoa; Arthropoda; Insecta; Coleoptera; Tenebrionidae. Gene Ontology annotation, biological process: G protein-coupled receptor signaling pathway.
CGCGAAUGUACAAUUCGAUUUUUAUAAUUUUAUUUGUUUUAACAAAGUGGUUUUCCACUAGCAAUUACCCUCGGGAAUUAUUUUCCGUUAAUCAUGACACAAAUGAAAUAAUUUGGUUAUUUAAUUAGGCAGUGGUGCUAAUAAAUCACCGCGACGUAAUGUUAAUCAUCAUUGAAUCCUGUUGAUAAAUGGGAAGGAUGUCUCUCUUGUACUCCAGUGAAUCACCUAGUCCUGUAACCUUGUGCUUCAAUGGUAGCACGACAGAUUGUUCUCCUUGUAUGUGGAACAAUAUUUCUUCGAUCCCAUCACCGAUGUUGGGAACAAUCCCACUAUCGGAAGACCCCCGGAUUGAAGUUCUCAGACUUUACUCUUACGGAGUAGCUCUACCUUUUAUUUGCUUUUUGGGUAUAGUAGGAAAUAUCUUCAAUCUGAUUGUGCUAACUAGGAGAAAUAUGCGAGGAACGGCAUACAUCUACAUGAGAGGGUAUUCAGCAGCGGCAUUGUUGGCCAUCCUGUUUGCCUUGCCAUUCGCUUGGCGAGUGCUAGUCCAUCGCGAGCAGGGUCACUGGGAACAACCACUCUCAGCAUUCUACUUCGCACACUUGGAAUUGUUCUUGGGAAACGCCUGUUUGGGUGUAGGAGUGUUAAUGCUCCUCGCCCUCACCUUAGAACGUUACGUUAGCGUAUGCCAUCCAGGUCACGCUCGUCCCAUUCUAGGCUCUCCUCGACGUGCAGUUGUUCUUAUCCCAAUCAUUACAUUCAUCCUGUACUUCCCCGCUGCUUUUCGAAGUAAAGUCACCAUAUGUCGGUUAUUACCCGACAGUGUUAUUAUAUACCAAAGACAAGAAUUGACCACUUUGGUAGAACAUCCUUUAUACAGCAUCUACAAAGUGCUGUUGGAAUUCGUUUUUAAAGUAAUACCGAUUAUUUUAUUGGCGGCACUCAAUCUAAGGAUUUUGAUUGUUUAUCGGAAAACAUGUGAGAAAAGAAGGAGGAUGACGCUAAGUAGGACAUCUUCGGGUGAAGAGGAUCCUCGGAAGUUUGCAGAAGAACGUAGAUUGGUGUUGUUGUUGGGGUCUACGAGUAUUUUAUUUCUUGUCUGCAUUACCCCAAUGGUCAUUCUUAAUGUCACUUUAUCGCAGAAUAACUUAACUAAAUACCCGUAUCAGGUGUUUCGCGCUAUCGCCAACUUGUUGGAAAUAACAAACUACUCCAUCACCUUUUACAUCUACUGUUUAUUCUCUGAAGACUUUCGUAACACGUUGCUUCGAACUUUUCACUUAUCAAGAGCUACUCCUGCGAGAGGCACUGUAAAGCCACCACCACCCACAGCCACAACCACAAUCACACACCCCCGCAGUGUUUGA